Molecule: messenger RNA, 282 nt
Organism: Histoplasma mississippiense
Lineage: Eukaryota; Fungi; Ascomycota; Eurotiomycetes; Onygenales; Ajellomycetaceae
Exons: 1
Coding region: 1-282 (93 amino acids)
Source: RefSeq, a predicted model, not a curated record
AUGAGGGUUGCCGGAACCGCCAAGUCGGACCAAGUCGAGGAUGCAAGAUCAAAAGAACCUAAGGGAGCUAACUGGCAGGCGAGGGGGGAUGAGAGUGAAAUGAGGAGUAUUGAAGCUUCGAUUCUGAUGUCAGAUCCAGAACCAAGCGGCGAGUGGAACGUUGGGAAAAGAGGGCUGGGUGGAGAGAGAAGAGAGAGGCUAAUAAGGAGACUAAAUGAACACUAUAUGAUUGAUGUGCAGGGCCUGGCGAUGGAGGGCUGGAGAGGGAAAUCCGAGGAUUGA